Belonocnema kinseyi is the source of this 876-nucleotide messenger RNA. RefSeq lists its product as uncharacterized. Gene Ontology annotation, molecular function: nucleic acid binding. NCBI's taxonomy places the organism in Eukaryota, Metazoa, Arthropoda, Insecta, Hymenoptera, Cynipidae. Bases 1 to 876 code for a protein of 291 amino acids. The transcript is spliced from 3 exons. The record is from RefSeq and is a predicted model, not a curated record.
AUGACUAGACCUUUGUACAUGACAUUAGCACGCUGGAUAAUACCAAUUGGUGUUGCAUUAAAUCCUCCUCCGAUCAGCCAAGAUUCCAGCAAUCUCUUGAAGUUAGGUUUAAGACUACGGCAUCUUCUUAACAGUUUUGAUAAGAAGAAUCCUAUCAUGUUGCCGCAUCACCACAUAAGUGAGCUUAUCGCCACACAUGAUCAUCUUCAAUCUUUAUACGGUUUUCAGCAAUUAACUUUACAUACGCUCAGACAGCGUUACUGGAUUUUAGGAGUUUGCUCUUUGGUAAAACGGCUGACCGAAGGUUGUCUGGAGUGCACACGUGCGAGAGCGGCUCUGUCUCAACAACUUGUGGGGGACUUAUCUGAAUUCAGAUUAACCCCACAUCGUCCAUUCACACAUUCUAGUGUAGACUAUGCAAGUUUAUAUGAUGUUCGCUUUGAUUCCGGUCGUGGCAGACAGAGUUGCAAAACUUACGUUGCGCUUUUCGUCUGUUGUUUUACGCGAGCUGUUUACUUAGAACUCGUAUCUGAUUAUUUAUCUGACGCUUUCCUCGCCGCAUUUCAGCGAUUUUCUUCAAGAUUGGAUGCUAAUUUGCAUUAUGAGGCUAGAGUUAAGAGUUUUAAAAACCAUCUGAAAAGUAUUGUAGGUGAACAUACUCUUAUAGACGAAGAGUAUUAUAACCUUCUUACUCGUUUAGAUGCUUGCCUCAAUUCCCGUCCUAUUGUCUCUCUUUCAAAUGAGCCUGAAGACUUUUUCUAUUUUACAGCUGUACAUUUUCUAAUUGGAAUCCCUUUGACCAACAUUCCAGAACAAAGAAUGGUUCAAAAAAGAGCUAAUUCUUGUGAUCGAUGUUAUCGUUCUUGUGAAACAUAA